Molecule: messenger RNA, 699 nt
Organism: Botrytis sinoallii
Lineage: Eukaryota; Fungi; Ascomycota; Leotiomycetes; Helotiales; Sclerotiniaceae
Exons: 1
Coding region: 1-699 (232 amino acids)
Molecular function (GO): flavin adenine dinucleotide binding
Source: RefSeq, a predicted model, not a curated record
AUGACGUCUAUUUUUAGCAGUAUGCUAGCUUUGUUACCUUCAAUGGUACCCUUCGCAUCAUAUGAAGCAAUGCCAACACCAAUAAUUCCCUCUACAUGCCGCUGCUUUCCAGGAGAUAAAUGCUAUCAGCGAUUGGGACAGUUUCAAUCAAAAAUAGGCGGAAAACUAAUUGCUCCCGUCCCCAUCGCGGCCGUCUGUCACAACGAUCAGUUUGCAACCUAUAAUGCAAUAGUAUGUGCUACGUUGAAAGAAAACUGGUUUCUCCCAGAAACCCACCUUUCUUCCUCUUCCUGUUGCUCUGCUAUGGCUUGGAUGUUCGCAGAUAACGCGUGCAAUCCCUUUCUUUCGAACACUACAUUGUGUGCAUUAGGUAACUAUGUUAGCUAUACAGUCAAUGCAACUACCGCGGACGAUGUUAAAGAAGCAGUCAAAUUUGCCAAUCUUUUUAAUGUUCGUCCGGUGAUUCGCGCCACCGGCUAUGACUAUAAUGGCAAAUCCACUGGGGCUGGUGCUCUUGCCGUUUGGACAUAUCAUCUCACAUCCAUAUCUCUCACCGACUCGUACGAGUCUGCAGCAUAUACAGGAAAGGCAGCAGUAGUCGGAUCAGGGGUCUCAUCUCAACAAGCCUAUGAAUUUGCCGAUGCAAACAACGGCAUCAUUAUUACGGUAAAUUAUCCUACUGUCGCACCGGCUGGCUGA